AUGACUUACGACAAUUACGGAAAUAAUUAUGUUAAUGAAAAUGAGUACAUCAAAGAAAUGUCUCUUUCAUAUACAUAUGGAAGUUUAUGUGAAUUAAUUGCUGCGGCACAGGUUUAUCCAUACUAUUUUGAAGUAUAUCGUGAGGGAAAGCUUUACAUUAGAUAUGGCUCCGAAGAUAAUCCUGUAAUAAGACUACGAUUUACGGGAAAUCUCUCCGGAGGACAUUUUGAUAUUUAUGAACCAUGUAAUGCACAGGAGUCAACUUUAGGAUCAAUACGUCCAGAAUCUUCUCGUAAACGACGUGCAAGACUCACACCAAAUGUGAGGAGAAAACAAAUUAAUAUAGCUGCCAAGAAGUAUGCGAUAACACAUCCCGAAGUGCACAGAGCUGCGGUGGCCUCCUACCAAAAGAGUACUCCUGAAGUGCAUAGAGCUGCGGUAUCUUCCUACCAGAAAAGUACUCCUGAAGUUCACAGAGCUGCGGUGGCCUCCUACCAAAAGAGUACUCCUGAAGUGCACAGAGCUGCGGUGUCUUCCUACCAGAAAAGUACUCCUGAAGUUCACAGAGCUGCGGUGGCCUCCUACCAAAAGAGUACUCCUGAAGUGCACAGAGCUGCGGUGGCCUCCUACCAAAAGAGUACUCCUGAAGUGCACAGAGCUGCGGUGUCUUCCUACCAAAAGAGUACUCCUGAAGUACACAGAGCUGCGGUGGCCUCCUACCAAAAGAGUACUCCUGAAGUGCACAGAGCUGCGGUGGCCUCCUACCAAAAGAGUACUCCUGAAGUGCACAGAGCUGCGGUAUCUUCCUACCAGAAAAGUACUCCUGAAGUUCACAGAGCUGCGGUGGCCUCCUACCAAAAGAGUAAUCCUGACGUGCACAGAGCUGCGGUAGCUGUUUAUCAACAAAACAAUCCAGAUCUCUGUAUAUUAUCGCAAUCACAAUAUAGGGAAAGGCAACCUAUAUCUUGGAGAGUUAAGCUAAAUUCUGCUUUCGAAUACAAUCCUGAAAUUAAUUAUGAGAAGGAUAAAAUAAUAGAUUUAGGGAAAAUGAGCCAUAGGUGCUCAUACUGCAAUGCUCUCAAGUGGAAAGAGGAAUCAGUUGGACUUUGUUGUAGUAGUGGUAAAGUGCAGUUGGACCCGCUAGAAAAACUGCCAGAUCUGUUAGAUAGCCUAAUAAUGGACAGGCAUCCAGAUCAUAAACAUUUUGUGGAUAAUAUUCGAAAAUAUAAUGGCUGCUUUCAAAUGACAUCAUUUGGUGCAACCCGAAUUUUUGAACGUGGUUUUAUGCCAACGUUUAAAGUCCAAGGUCAGGUAUACCAUUUGGUUGGUAGUUUGCUACCACCUGAAAAUAAUCCACAAUUCCUACAAAUAUAUUUUGUAGGGGAAGAUGAGAGAGAAGUUGGAAUAAGGUGUCAAAAUUUUCCAGGUGUUAAAAGUGGUUUAGUGAAACAACUUCAACGCAUGUUACAUGAAGUAAACGCAUACGUUAAACAGCUUAAGUCAACAAUAGAAAGUGUUCCACAAGGAUGUGAAACAUAUCAGAUUGUUAUUCGUGCUGAUAGAAAACCAGCUGAAGCUCAUUCGGGUCGCUUUAAUGAGCCAUCAUGUAGUGAAGUGGCCUUGGUCAUAGUGGGUCAACAAUUUGAAAAAAGAGAUAUUAUUCUCAAAAGCCACGAUAACAAAUUGCAGCGAAUAAGCGAACUCCAUAAAUCAUAUGAUACUUUACAGUAUCCCCUUAUGUUUUGCCGUGGAGAGGAUGGCUAUUCAAUAAAUAUUGCUUUACGCGAUCCUAUAACCAAACGACCAAUUCCAAAAAAGACAGUAUCAGCAGCCAAUUUUUAUGCAUACCGUUUAAUGAUAAGAUCUGACGAGGACUACAUUUUUCGUUUUCGCUCCCUCUUCAGUCAAUAUUUAGUUGAUAUGUACGCUAAAAUUGAAACUGAGAGGCUAAACUACAUAAGAUCCCACCAAAAAGAGCUACGAUCGGAAAAUUAUAUUCAUUUGCGAGAUGCCGUUGGAAGACAAGAUGCAAAUGCUUUAAAUAUUGGCCAAAUGGUAGUACUACCAUCAACAUUUACUGGAGGUCCGCGGUAUAUGCAUGAAAAAACACAAGACGCCAUGACUUAUGUUCGUAAUUUUGGUCGUCCUGAUCUGUUUAUAACAUUUACUUGUAAUCCUAAAUGGCAAGAUAUAGCAAAUGCUUUAUUAUUAUCACAGAAACCAUAUGAUCGACAUGACAUUAUUGGAAGAGUUUUUCACUUAAAAAUAAAAAAACUAAUGGCUCUAUUGACCAAAGGAAACAUAUUUGGUAAAACACGCUGCUAUAUGUACUCUGUAGAAUGGCAAAAACGCGGUCUGCCUCAUGUACACAUAUUGCUUUGGUUAGAUCAACGGAUCUCACCUAACUUGAUCGACGAGGUGGUAUGUGCAGAAAUACCAAAUUUAGAAACAGAUCCAAUUCUUUAUGAUAUUGUCAAAAACAACAUGAUUCACGGUCCUUGCGGUGCAAUGAACUCCAAUUCACCUUGCAUGAAAGAUGGUAAAUGCACAAAAAAGUAUCCCAGAGAAUUGACAAGUGAAACACAAACAGGCGAGGAUGGCUACCCAAAAUACCGAAGAAGGGCGCCUUACGCCGGCGGUUUUACUCUAAAACUAAAUGACAAAGAAAUUGACAACCGAUGGGUAGUUCCCUAUAAUCCAGUGUUGUUACGUACAUUCGGUGCACAUAUGAAUGUUGAAAUAUGCAACUCUGUGAAGUCAAUAAAAUAUAUUUGUAAAUACGUGAACAAAGGUAGCGACCAGGCAGCAUUUUCAUUAGAAAGUGAAAAUGACGAAGUGGCAAUGUAUGAAUGUGGCAGAUACAUAAGCAGCUCGGAAGCUGUGUGGAGAAUAUUAUGUUUCCCUAUUCAUGAAAGAUAUCCCCCCGUAUUUCAUUUGGCUGUACAUCUUGAAAAUGGGCAGCGUGUCUAUUACACAGCUACCAAUGUUAUGCAACAAAUUAAUAACCCACCUAAAACAACUCUAUUAGGAUUUUUUGAACUGUGUAAGUCAGAUGAGUUUGCUAAAACUCUUCUUUAUUCCGAAGUACCACAAUAUUAUGUUUGGAAAAAUAAUAAGUUCGAAAGAAGAAAGCGCGGGAAAAAUGUUGAUGGAUGGGUGAAUAUAAAAAAAGAUGACGUAUUGGGAAGAGUUUAUACUAUUCAUCCAAACAAUUCUGAAUGCUUUUAUCUGAGAUUGCUUCUCCAUGUUGUAAAGGGUCCAACAUCAUAUUUAGAUUUAAAAACUGUAAAUGGUGAAACUUAUCCUAACUUUCAGUCUACAUGCUUAGCUUUGGGUUUGCUGGAAGAUGAUAAGCAUUGGGAUAAUACUCUCGAAGAAGCAGCUAUGAGCGACCACCCAAUAAAGCUGCGAGAUCUUUUCGUCGUUAUGUUGAAAAAUUGUCAAAUCUCAAAUGCUUUAAUUCUUUGGGAAAAGCACAAGGAUAAUUUUUCAGAGGACAUAAAAAGGCAAUUGGAGAUAGAAUUGCAACAAGAAAUGCAAAAUUUGGAUGAAGUAUACAACAGAUGCUUAAUAGAAAUUGAGGAUGCAAUUCUUUUAAUAGGUGGUCACCAUUUAACAGAUUAUGGUUUACCCACACCGCGAAGACUGAACAACACUCACCCAAAUACGGAAUAUAUAGCCGAAAUUAACUACGAUGUCAAUAUUUUACAACAGGAAGCUGUCAUUAGAGAAAAUUCUCUAACAGACGAACAACAAAAAGUAUAUGAUCAGGUUAUGCAAAGUGUUGAAAAUAGAACUGGCCAGUUAUUUUUCCUUGAUGCUCCUGGAGGUACUGGGAAAACAUUUCUGUUAAAUCUUCUUCUUACCAAAGUUCGAAGUCAUGGUAACAUUGCGUUAGCAGUAGCAUCAUCAGGAAUCGCUGCCACUUUAUUAGAAGGUGGGAAAACCGCACAUGCUACAUUUAAAAUUCCCCUAGAGUUGAACCACAUUGAUAUGCCUUUGUGUAAAAUAUCAAAACAAAGCAACUUGGCGCAAGUUCUGCGUGAUUGUAAAUUAAUUGUUUGGGAUGAGAGCACUAUGGCUCAUAAAGGGGGAUUUGAAGCACUGAAUAGAACUCUCCAGGACAUCAAAUCAAAUAAUUUUGUUAUGGGAGGAAUUACAGUAUUGCUAGCUGGAGAUUUUCGUCAAACUCUUCCAGUAGUUCCAAGAGGAACUCGAGCCGAUGAAGUUAAAGCAUGCCUAAAAUCAUCCCACUUGUGGCAUCUAAUCACCAAGAUUUCUUUAAAAAAAAAUAUGCGUGUUUAUUUAAAAGGAGAUAGCUCAGCGGAAAAGUUCUCAGAAAUUCUGCUCAAAAUUGGAAAUGGAGAGUUUCCUAAUGUUCAAAACCGAUUAAUUGUGCCGGUAGAACUUGGUGUCGUUGUAAAGAGUUUGGCUGAACUUAUUGAACAUAUAUAUCCCGACAUUGCAAACAUAAAUACCAGAUCAAACGAUUGGUUAUGCGAACGUGCCAUUUUAACACCGAAGAAUGAAAGGGCAACAAUAAUUAACAACACUAUAUUACAAUCUUUUGAUUCACCUGAAAUGGAAUAUCUGUCUAUAGAUUCCGUUGUAGAAAUAGAAGAAGCUGUUCAUUAUCCAGUAGAAUUUCUCAAUUCACUAAAUCCUUCAGGAUUUCCACCUCACAAACUCACCCUCAAAAUAGGAACCCCAGUGAUGCUUCUACGUAAUUUCAGACCACCAAAACUAUGCAACGGAACUAGACUUCGGGUAAAAACACUACAAAAGAACGUUAUAGAAGCUACUGUGUUAACAGGUUGUGGCAAAGGUGAGUCAGUGUUCAUCCCGCGUAUACCUCUCAAAUCAGAUGACUACCCUUUUGAAUUCAAAAGAUUGCAAUUUCCUUUAAAAAUAUCGUUUGCAAUUACUAUAAACAAAUCACAAGGUCAGUCUCUAAAAGUUGCUGGUGUUGACUUAAAUGAAGACUGUUUCUCCCAUGGCCAAUUUUAUGUGGCCUGCUCAAGAGUAAGUUCAGCUACUGAUUUGUUUAUACUCACGCCUGAUGGAAAAACAUCCAACAUUGUAUAUAAAGAGGUCUUAAGAUAG
Calliphora vicina (urban bluebottle blowfly) is the source of this 5103-nucleotide messenger RNA. RefSeq lists its product as uncharacterized. NCBI's taxonomy places the organism in Eukaryota, Metazoa, Arthropoda, Insecta, Diptera, Calliphoridae. The record is from RefSeq and is a predicted model, not a curated record. Gene Ontology annotation, molecular function: DNA helicase activity. Bases 1 to 5103 code for a protein of 1700 amino acids. The transcript has a single exon. Gene Ontology annotation, biological process: DNA repair; telomere maintenance.